This is a messenger RNA of Macrosteles quadrilineatus (aster leafhopper), 922 nucleotides long. Its product is annotated as MOB kinase activator 1B. The record is from RefSeq and is a predicted model, not a curated record. Gene Ontology annotation, biological process: positive regulation of protein phosphorylation; hippo signaling. NCBI's taxonomy places the organism in Eukaryota, Metazoa, Arthropoda, Insecta, Hemiptera, Cicadellidae. The coding region runs from base 250 to 903 and encodes 217 amino acids. The transcript is spliced from 5 exons. Gene Ontology annotation, cellular component: nucleus; cytoplasm. Gene Ontology annotation, molecular function: protein kinase activator activity.
UCCAGCUGACUAAUCCAUGGUGGUGAAGAAACCAAGAAACUUACUUGUGUUACAACUUAACUUACGUUCUCGGUUUGCAACAUUAGAUUGUGUUGUUUAUUUUGUGGCUUUUAUAAUUUCGUGUUCUACAGGAUACUAUUAUUUUUCUUAUUUCUUUUCCUCUUUAAAAUGUUUUAAAAUAAUUCUAUAAACGUUUAUUUAGAACUACUUGACAUUGGAACCUUUGUUUACUCACUCAAUCAUACUGCGAUGAGUUUCUUGUUUGGAAGUCGGUCUUCAAAGACUUUCAAACCUAAGAAAAAUAUUCCAGAGGGAACACAUCAGUAUGAUUUGAUGAAACAUGCAGCAGCUACUCUAGGCUCGGGGAAUCUUCGAUUGGCUGUUAUGUUACCUGAAGGGGAGGAUCUGAAUGAAUGGGUAGCAGUGAAUACAGUGGAUUUCUUCAACCAGAUCAACAUGCUGUAUGGCACAAUCACAGAAUUCUGCACAGAGGAGAGUUGCCCCAUCAUGUCUGCAGGGCCUAAGUACGAGUACCACUGGGCAGACGGACACACGGUAAAAAAACCAAUCAAGUGCUCGGCCCCCAAGUACAUUGACUACUUGAUGACAUGGGUUCAGGAUCAACUAGACGAUGAAACUCUGUUCCCCUCCAAGAUUGGUGUUCCUUUUCCAAAAAACUUCCUUUCGAUAGCCAAAACAAUCUUAAAGAGGUUGUUCCGAGUAUAUGCGCACAUUUACCACCAACACUUUUCUGAAGUGGUGCAACUCGGGGAAGAAGCACAUCUCAACACCAGCUUUAAACACUUCAUCUUCUUUGUCCAGGAGUUCAGUCUGAUUGACAGAAGAGAGUUAGCACCUCUACAAGAGCUCAUAGAGAAGCUGACAGCCAAGGACUCCCGAUGAAGCCCUUCCCUCACUUCUG